AUGACGCGGAGCUGGCGGCUGGUGCUGGCGCUGGCGGCCGUGCUCUGCGGCGCGCACGGCUGCCCGGACGAGCGGUGGACGCAGAGCGGCAGCCACUGCUACCGCGUCUUCGAGGAACUCCAGGAGAACUGGCCUGACUCGGAGGGCCUGUGCGAGCCGUGGGACACGCUGGCCAACAUCGGCAACAGCGACACCAACGCCCUGCUGGCACAGCUGAUCGGCGCCAGCUCGCUGCCCGAGGCCUGGAUCGGCCUCACCAACAUCGGCACCGAGGACCGCGUCUACGAGUGGACCAGGUGGCCGCAGCCUCUCAACUUCACGGCCCGGAACCGCGAGCUGAGGAACUCGCUUGGCUGA
Messenger RNA from Pollicipes pollicipes, 357 nucleotides. RefSeq lists its product as uncharacterized. The transcript is spliced from 3 exons. The record is from RefSeq and is a predicted model, not a curated record. Bases 1 to 357 code for a protein of 118 amino acids. Lineage: Eukaryota; Metazoa; Arthropoda; Thecostraca; Pollicipedomorpha; Pollicipedidae.